AUGUCAGUUGAGGAGAAAGUAGCUCAAUUAGAGUUGGAUAAUAAACAAAAUAAUAAUGAUACGGCUGGGACUGAACAAAAAAUUACUCCUUGGGAAGUUGAAGGUGCUGUUGUUGAUGGUAAAUCGCAAGGCAUAGAUUAUGAUAAAUUAAUUUCACAAUUUGGUACAAAACAUAUAACAAAUGAAACAUUAUCAAGAUUCAAACAGGUAACAGGUGAAGAACCACAUCCAUUUUUAAAAAGAGGAGUUUUCUUUUCAGAAAGAGAUCUAGAUAGAAUUUUAGAUUUAUAUGAACACGGAGAACCAUUUUUUUUAUACACUGGUAGAGGACCAUCAUCAGAUUCAAUGCAUUUAGGUCAUAUGAUUCCGUUUAUAUUUACAAAGUGGUUACAAGAAGUAUUUGAUGUACCAUUAGUUAUUGAAUUAACAGAUGAUGAAAAAUUUUUAUUUAAACCAAAAUUAACAAUAGAUGAUGUUAAAGGAUUUGCUAAAGAUAAUGCAAAAGAUAUCAUUGCAGUUGGUUUUAAUCCUGAAAAUACAUUUAUAUUUUCAGAUUUAGAUUAUAUGGGAGGUGCAUUUUAUGAAAAUGUAGUUAGAACAUCAAGACAAAUUACUACAUCAACAGCCAAAUCAGUAUUUGGUUUCAAAGAUUCAGAUUGUAUUGGUAGAAUACAUUUUGCAAGUAUACAAAUUGCAACAGCUUUUCCAUCAUCAUUUCCUGAUGUUUUAGGUUUACCACCAAAAACACCAUGUUUAAUUCCAUGUGCAAUUGAUCAAGAUCCAUAUUUUAGAGUUUGUAGAGAUGUUGCAGAUAAAUUAAAAUAUUCAAAACCUGCUUUAAUUCAUGCUAAAUUUUUCCCAGCUUUACAAGGUGCUUCGACAAAAAUGUCAGCUAGUGAUCAAACAACAUCAAUUUUUAUGGGAGAUUCAGCAAGUCAAAUAAAGAAAAAAAUUAAUAAGUAUGCAUUUUCAGGUGGUAGAGCAACAGCUGAAGAACAUAGAGAGUUAGGUGGUAAUCCAGAUGUUGAUGUUGCAUUUCAAUAUUUAUCAUUUUUCAGUUAUGAUGAUGAAAAAUUGUUUAAAUUAUCAGAAGGUUAUAAAAAAGGUGAAAUAUUAUCAGGUGAAAUGAAAAAGGAAUGUAUUGAAGUAUUACAAAAAUUUGUAGCGGAUUAUCAAGAAAGAAGAAAUAAAGUUGAUCAAGGAUUAGUCGAUAAAUUUAUGAAACCACAUAAAUUAAUAUAUGGUGAAAGGGAAAGAAAAAUACAACCAAAAGAAAGACCUCAAAAAUCAAAAAAAUAG
Messenger RNA from Insectozyma verbasci, 1299 nucleotides. The record is from the annotation of a GenBank genome assembly. NCBI's taxonomy places the organism in Eukaryota, Fungi, Ascomycota, Pichiomycetes, Serinales, Debaryomycetaceae.